AUGUCCUAUCAAGAAUACGCACAUCUUCGGAAUGGGACCCCGAACGGUCGCAGCAGGGCGUCGACCUCGGACGCGACCUGGCAGCAGAAAAGGGCUCAGCGAAUGGUCCCGUUCACGACCACGGGGUCUUCUAGCUCGGACGAGAGGCCGUACGUCGGCAGCCACGUCUCCUUCAGCGCCCCUCGACCAGCCCCUGUAGCGGCCCAGCGACCAGCAUCCCACCACCCCGCGUCCCAAACCCACCACAGCCCGAACCCGAGCUUGUCCAGCACGUCGUUGAGCCCUUCCAACUCGGCGUCGCAAAAGGGCCUCUACAACUGGAAGAGGAGAAGGGCGGCGGCCGCCCAGGAGCCUCUGCCGUCCUUUCCGCCCAAGGAAAAGGGGCCCGGGGCGGCGCCUGAGAAGAAGCUGAACCUCGUCGACGUCCCGCUGCCGUGGCGGCCCGCUUACCUGCAACGCCGCGUCCUCUUGGCAUUUCUGAUGCUCUUUAUAACACUGGGCAUCGCACUUGAGGCGAUCCUCAGCCUCUCGAACCAGACCCCCGGCUUGGGCCCCGCCAACCGGCCGAUCGCCUUGCGAUACGCCUUUCAGAUGCCGCCCGUGGCCAUCCUCCUCCUCGUGGCCGGCGCGUGGCGGCGCGUUGAGUACCAGGCCAGGUCGUCCGCCCCCUGGAUGCGCAUGGCGACGAGGCCGUCCGAGGCCAGGCUCACGUUGCUGCUGGACUACGUGUCCAUGCUCCGGCCCGCCGCCCUGGCCAAGGCCGUGCGCAACCGGGACUUCCUCGUCGCCUGCGCCGUCGCGGUGUCCCUGGCCCUGCGCGGCGCCGUCGUCGUCUCGACGGCCCUCGUCGCUCCGGACCUCCUCACCGUCACGGACCGGGCCGCCCAGCUCGUGGUGACGUCGCAGUUCGUCCGGGGCGCCGGGCUCCCGCUCGACGGCGCCGGCCUGUCCCUCGCGUACGUCGCGGGUCUGCAGGAGGGGAACGCCUCGUUCCCCGACGGCGUCGGCGGCCGCUUCGCCUACCAGCGGUUCCGGUCAGACGCGCUGAGGGACGCGGACGCGCAGAUCGGCGCCACCGUCGACGCCUUCCUGCCCGAUCUGACCUGCGAGCCGGCCGCGCUGUCCGUGAGCAACAUCCGGGCCUCUCAGCAGGCGCAGCAGCUGGAUGCGAACUUUACCAUCCCGGGUUGCUCCAUCGCCGCCACCGUUUCCGGAAACGGCCUCUUGUCCGCCGCGAACGAGGUGACGCGCUUUCUCAACAUUGGCAGGGGCGGCUGUGGGGGGUCGACUGCCCCUGAGAGGCAGCGUGUCGUUGUGCUGUUUGGCACUAUAAGCAUCGACAGUGGCAGCGCAGGGACCGGGAAUACCUCGGUCCCUGUGAGCGGAUCUAUCACUCGAUCAGCCCAGCUGGUCUGCGAGCCCAAAUACACGAUAAAGCAGACGGACCUGGUGAAGGAUGACGGCUCCCGAGCCGCGGCCAAACUGGUUGCAUCCCGGCCACAGUCGCGUCAGCUUGAUGGCGUCCGCCCCUGGGACGUGGUGGAGGGUAUCUUCAACUCGUACACCCAAGCUAGCCGUCUCUUUAGCCGCGAGCUGUCCACGAACAACGGCCUUCCUCAGUUUCUUCCCACCCGCGUCGUCGUUGACCCCCUAGGCCACUUCGCGUUUGGUUUAAAACAGUUCGAGCAGGGUUCCCUGGGGACACCAGACGACUAUUUCAACAGCACCACGCUCACGGCCUUGGUUUCUGACUAUUUCCAGCAUCACGCCUCCAUCCUGGCCUUCACCUCCCUAUCUAGUGGUGUUGAGAUGCCUGUGCAGGGAACGUCGGCCGUCAAGGAGGAUCGCCUCACAGCCAAGCCCGUGGUCGUGCACUUUGUGGUCGCGCUCCUAGGACUGUGCGUACUCCUGAGCGCCCCGAUGAUUCUGUUUGCUCCGGCGAAGGGUUUCCUGCCGCGCAACCCCGGCACCCUGAUGGACACGGCUGCGCUCCUCAACCACAGCAAACCCCUGCUCCAGGCGCUCAGGGGCGCGGGCGCUGCAGACGCAGCGACUCUGCGAGGGCGCUUGGGCGGUGCCCACUUCCACACCGGCGUAGAAGCAUACGAACAGGACUACACUUCCGGACACGGCUACUUCAAAAUCCUCGGCGGCCCCCUGCGUCCCGACGCCAUGUCACCCGAGUACGCCGAGUCCGGCGGAGCCGGCGCGUGGCCGCAGCAGCUGUGGAUGCACUGGUCGCUGCGCCUGGCCUCCCUAGUCGUCAUGGCCGCCCUCGUCGCCGCCCUCGAGGCCUCGCUCCGGGUGUCCCAGUUCAACGACGGCAUCGCGACCGUGGGCGACAGCGCGCUGGCGCACCUUGUCUGGACAGCGGCCCCGACGCUCCUGUUCAUGCUGCUCGCCAUGUACGUCGGCCUGGUCGACUUCACUAUCCGGGCCAUGGCGCCCUUCGCCGAGCUGGCCCGCGGCGGGUCGUACCGCACCAUGACCACGAACCUGGUCGAUAACACGGCUCCCUUUGCCAUGUACAAGGCCCUUGCCUCCGGGAACUGGGCGGCCGCGCUCUCGACCGCGUCGCCCCUCGCCGCGUCUCUCCUUCUCGUCUUCGUCGCGUCGGCUUUCGGUACCAGCACCUUGCCCGCCUUCACAGCGGUUCAGCUGCAGACCCGAGACUUCUUUAACACCGGGGCCCAGUCGGCAGCAGCCGGGAACGUCUCAACCUACCCAGGCGUGAUGGCAUCCCUGGCUCUGGCGGGGAAUGCGUCGUACCCUGCCUUCACGUACAAAGAUCUGGUGUUCCCAAGAGUAACGCUUCCGCCAGACGUAGCCAACGAGUCACUACCCGACACCGCCAUCAUGACGGCUACGCUGCCUGCGAUCCGGGCGACUCUCCGCUGCAAGCUCUAUACGCAGUCCGAACUGAGAAUCAGCUUGACAAGCAGCUCCGCGCCCGGCAACACGAUCAACUCUAUCCGCAUCGACACCCCGAACACUGCCUCGUCAAGGGGCAAAUCCAUGGUCAUUGACAUGACCCAGGCCUUGGGCAGGACCGGUUCAACGGCGGGAAGCGCGGGCUCCGCAGACGGGAGCGCCUUCAUCGGCGCGGCGAGAUUCAUCCCCGACGGCGCCGCGGGCGGAGGGACCUGGCUCUACGGCUGGGGCCAGCUCUCCAACGCCAACACGGACAGGGCGUCGGUGGCCCCCGUCUACGCGCUCUCGUGCGAAGAGAAGAUGCAGCGGCUCAGCGCCACCCGCCCGUGA
Molecule: messenger RNA, 3261 nt
Organism: Gaeumannomyces tritici R3-111a-1
Lineage: Eukaryota; Fungi; Ascomycota; Sordariomycetes; Magnaporthales; Magnaporthaceae
Exons: 2
Coding region: 1-3261 (1086 amino acids)
Source: RefSeq, a predicted model, not a curated record